Paramuricea clavata is the source of this 739-nucleotide messenger RNA. NCBI's taxonomy places the organism in Eukaryota, Metazoa, Cnidaria, Anthozoa, Malacalcyonacea, Plexauridae. The record is from the annotation of a GenBank genome assembly.
AUGGAGGCGCUGGAAGCUGUUAAGAAUGCUGAAGGGAUGAAAAAAGAACUGGAGGAAAACGAUCUGCUUAGAAAAGACAUAAAAAACCUCGUCGGUUACGUAACACCGUACAUCCCGCUCAUCGGAAUACUAAGUGGUGGAAUUACCGUCGGAAAAGACGUGAUCAGUACAAGGGUAGGCUGUCCGGAAAAGGAAGAAUAAAGAAAGUUGAGUCAGCAGUUUUUUUUUAAAAAUUUUUUAAAUUAUUUUAUAUAAUAAAAAGGUAAUGAAUACCUACAGGAAAGUCCAAUUGUACUUCGAAUGUUCCCAAGAAAUGAUGGGGUUCAUAACGGAAAUAUGUGAAGACACAUCCUUUAACGACGCCGGUUUUACCUAUCUGAACGAAGGAACCGGUUGGGAAGUUGACACCAGGUUCUGGCUCGUAGGAGAAGCGGGCGCUAUAAUUAUGGGUGUGAACGCAAUUCCUUCCGGUCCUCCGAUAGGUGUUGUCGUUUUCCUCAACGUACCGGAGGAUGCGACGCUUGCGGAAAUAAACAACUUCACGCUGGACGGUCCGGAGUUCAGUAUUAAUUUGGGACGACCCGUCGAUUUCGCAGAGUCGUGGGUGUUUUCCAUACCGUCCUUACGUGCCCGUUCCUAUGGUAUGGGAAAUCUGUUCAGAAUACGGUGGAGUGAUCGAUCGGUUAUGCCUGCUGAGUACAAAAACAGCUUACCCGUCAGCGGUAUUGAUGUCCUCUAG